Messenger RNA from Sphaerodactylus townsendi, 3186 nucleotides. RefSeq names its product mucin-16-like. The transcript is spliced from 24 exons. Bases 230 to 2977 code for a protein of 915 amino acids. The record is from RefSeq and is a predicted model, not a curated record. NCBI's taxonomy places the organism in Eukaryota, Metazoa, Chordata, Lepidosauria, Squamata, Sphaerodactylidae.
AAUGUUGCUGCGCACCAUCACAUGCUGAGGAACGAGGGCCUGCUUCCACGUACCACGACGUCUGCACCACCGUCACCGUCUUCAGGAGCACACCGAGUGGCUGGCGAUGGCCGCCGGGAAACCCGGGACGCCUCUCUUAGAAUAAGUGGUGGCUUAGAGAGAGAAAUGGUGGGGCAGGUCCUCUCAACCACGUCCAGAGCAGCCCACGAAGCAAGAAGCAUUGCCACUCAUGAUGGCAACAGCCUGGAGGCUUUUGACCUGGGUUCUCGUCUCUGCCAUGGUGAUAGGCAACUUCCCUGGCUGCACGUUCCAGUCACAAGAGGAGUUCCUCUCCAGCCUCAACCACUAUGAAAUCGCCUUCCCUGUCCGGGUGGAUCAAAACGGUGACUUUCUGACCUUUGACAUGAAAAGCCGAAGGAAACGGAGGCCUCGGCGCAGUCCGGAGGCCUCGCCUUACGAUCCGCCGGAACAGCAGGUCUUUUACAAAGUUUCGGCCCACAGGAUUCAGUUUCUGCUCAACUUGACCCUGCGGGCCAACCUUCUCGCGGAACAUUUCCACGUGGAAUACUGGAAACGGAAUGGAAUAGACCAGCAACACGACUUCCACGAAGACUGCCACUAUGCGGGUCACUUGCAGGACCAGUAUCUGAACUCGAAAGUGGCCAUCAGUAACUGUAAUGGUUUGCUUUGCAAAAACAAACCCAAAGAAAAUUGUGCGGCUUUCUUUCUGACUUUCCUGCCUUCGCAACAAGGAAAUAAGGUUAAACUUCAAAGGCCCCCUGUCACUGUCGCAGAGGAAAUUUCAGUCCCCAGCGUGAGCAAAGAGAAAGAAAACCACCGAAGGACGACUCGGCCUCUCUCGCCCUCCGAUGCAGGGCUCCAUGAAACACCUUUACCCCCAACUGUGUUGCCAACCACCACCGCAUCUCCUGGGAUCCAAAACUUCACAGUGAACUUCACCAUCACCAGCCUCAAAUAUAGGUCAGAGAUGGGUGACCCUAACUCAAGAGUGUUCAACUCUACAGCCAGAGUUAUGAGCAGACUGCUUCAUGAAAUGGUGGGGAGAGACAGCAAUGAUCUUGGGAUUCUUGGGUGUCAACCUACAGGUUUUCGAUCAUUAAGAAAUGGACACGAAACCGGUGUGGACGCCAUCUGCACUUACCGAUAUGACUCCACCACGCCCACAUUUGACAGAGUGAAAAUGUAUGGUGAAAUAGUUAACCGGACUCAGAAUUUCACCAAGACAGGCCCCUAUCUCUUGGACAGAGACAGCCUCUACGUCAAUGGGUUCCAUGGAACACCUCCACCCACAACUGUGUUGCCAACCACCACCACCACCGCAUCUCCUGGGACCCAAAACUUCACAGUGAACUUCACCAUCACCAGCCUCAAAUAUAGGUCAGAGAUGGGUGUCCCGAACUCAAGAACAUUCAGCUCUACAGCUAGAGUCGUGAGCAGACUGCUGCAUCAAAUGGUGAGAAAGGACAGCAAUGAAGCUGGGAGUCCUUGGUGUCAACCCACAGGUUUUAGAUCAGUAAGAAACGGAAACGAAACCGGUGUGGACGCCAUUUGCACUUACAGAUAUGACUCCACCACGCCCACGUUUGACAGAGUGAAAAUGUAUGGUGAAAUAGUUAACCGGACUCAGAAUUUCACCAAGACAGGCCCCUACCUCUUGGACAGAGACAGCCUCUAUGUCAAUGGGUUCCAUGAAACACCUCCACCCACAACUGUGUUGCCAACCACCACGACCACCGCAUCUCCUGGGACCCAAAACUUCAUGGUGAACUUCACCAUCACCAGCCUCAAAUAUAGGUCAGAGAUGGGUGUCCCUAACUCAAGAACAUUCAGCUCUACAGCCAGAGUCGUGAGCAGACUGCUUCAUCAAAUGGUGGGGAAGGACAGCAACGAACUUGGGAUUCUUGGGUGUCAGCCCACAGGUUUUAGAUCAUUAAGAAAUGGAAACGAAACCGGUGUGGACGCCAUCUGCACUUACAGAUAUGACUCCACCACGCCCACGUUUGACAGAGUGAAAAUGUAUGGUGAAAUAGUUAACCGGACUCAGAAUUUCACCAAGAUAGGCCCCUACCUCUUGGAGAGAGACAGCCUCUACGUCAAUGGGUUCCAUGAAAUACCUCCAACCAAAACUGUGUUGCCAACCACCACGACCACCCCAUCUCCUGGGAUCCAAGACUUCACGGUGAACUUCACCAUCACCAGCCUCACAUAUAGGUCAGAGAUGGGUGUCCGUAACUCAAGAAGGUUCAACUCUACAGCCAGAAGUGUGAGCAAAGUGCUUCAUCAAACGAUAGAGGCAAGCAGCGAUGAACUUACAAUUCUUGGGUGUCAAGCCACAAGUUUUAGAUCACUGGAGGAUGGGGACCACACAGGUGUGGAUGCCAUUUGCACCUACAGAAAGGACUCCCCCACUGACCGAAAGAAGAUGUAUCAUGGAAUAGUUAACACCACAAAUGGUUUCACCAGGAUGGGACCCUACCAGGUGGACCAGAACAGCCUUUACGUGAAUGAAUCAGCCUCCAAAGCUUAUGUCUCUACCACUGCCUCUACCACUACCACUGUCGCUACCACUACCAAGACUCAAACCCUUGGGUAUUUCACUGUGAACUGCACUUUCACCAACCUGCGUUAUACAACUGACUUGGGAAGGCAUGGAUCCCGGAAAUUCAGCUCCACAGAAAGAGUCAUACGAAAUUAUAUGGAACCCAUUCUAAAGGGCACCAGUAUUGGGUCAGCAUUCAUUGCGUGCCAAGUGGAGAAUUUUUGGCCUGCACAAACCGGAAAUGGUGUGACCAUGGAUGCCCUCUGCAGCUACCAGAAAAAUCUUCACCCUACCCCUUUCGACCACGCAAAGGUCCAGAGGGAGAUGAGCGAGAAGACGAACGGGGGCCGCAAAAUGGAACGCUAUGACAUGCAGGAAAACAGUCUCCGAGUGAACGGUAACGCUGUCGUCGGCUAAGAGUUGCCCGAGGCAGCUUUGGCCGCGGUUGAUUGCAGGUGCCGAAAUCCUCUGCAUCCAAAUCCCUCCCCAGAUUUUGGAAUUCCUGAUAAUGUGGCCUUCUUCCUGAAGCGGAACCGAUGCCUCGGGAGUUCUCUGUUACUCGCUUUCUCAUUUCUGACAUAUGUUUGGUUUACUGCAACUUUCAGUUCUUUAGGCAAAGUCAUGCA